UUUGUUAUGGUAAUGUUUACUAUAUUUUAUAGUGUUAACGCAAUGACGCAGAUUUGAAUGUUUGAAUUAACUAAAAAAUAUAGUUAAAAUAGUUUACUAAUAUUAAUAGUUAAAAAGACUAUAAAAUUAAGUAUAAUGUAUACUUUGUGUUAAAUAAUAUUGUUCGGGAAAAAUACGAUUUCCAAUUAGUAAUCAAUUCAUUUAAAGACGUUUACAGUAACUGUUAAGUCGUUAAAUAGUCUGGGUUAGAAAUUCGCGUUGUCCGGAGAAAAUGGUUCAAUUUUGACAAUUUUAAACGAACUAUUCUAACAGUACCUGUUAUAUACUCAUUAAUAAUCAAUAUAUACCUCCGAUGAGCUUUCUUUGAAACGUUAAUGAUUUAGGCAUUUAGCUAAUAGUCGUCUGGAUUUUACACGAGUGAAUGUUACGAAAACAUUUAAUACCUAUUACACCAAGGCAUUCGAUACUAGAGCUUACGCGGUAUGAAGAUAAAAUGUACUACGAAUUCAAAGAUUAUAACGUUGCAGUUCGGCAAGUACGCGAUUCUUGAUAUUAGGUAGGUAUUAGAAUAGAACUAUUAGAAUCGUAUCUAUAUAUUGCAAUUUGCAAACGAUUAUUGCAAACGAACCAGUGGCCAUGACUGCGCGAUGGUCCACCUGUGGUUACCACUCAUCUGUCGUCACUCGUCAGUCAUCACUAUUUAAUCAAGUCAACAGUAAACAGUGAAACAGUGACAUAGUUGAAUAGAAACACCGAGAAGUUCACAGUUCUACAAAAUAGCGAUAUUUUUUGAAGUUAAGACGGUAAGUUUUGAUUUAUGCAAAAUAAUAUUAAGUAGGUAACUACACAGUUGAUUAUAUUUUUAAAGUUUUUGUUUCAUUAUUCAAAUUCAAAUUGAUUUUAAAUUAAGUUAUGAUGUAUUAAGCAUUGGAUAAGGUUUAUUGCUACCAAUCAUACAAUUUUAGAGAGUAAAUUAUUUUACAAUAACCGCAGAUUUUACCAUCAAUCUCAAUUCUAUUUCAUUUUUAUACCACUAACUAUUUACCGAUUUAUCUGCAACAUCAAAUAUGUCCUACGACCUACACUCUCCACGAUUCCAAUUAUUCUGUCUCACUUUCAAUAAAGUUACUACUAAAUGUCUAAAUAAUACGCCUCUAUUCAAAAAAAUUAAAUGUGACUACAAUACAUAUUAUAUAAAGGUAAAGGAUGUAUCUAUUUAAAAAGUAUUAUAUAAUUGGUAGGUAGUAGGUACCUAAGGUACCUUUGCCCUUUGUUAUUAAACAUCGAGACCUACCUAAGUUAUAAUAUAAUAUUUUAUUUUUCUUAAAAUAUUUUAAUCUAUCACAUAGGAAAUAUUUUCAUACUCAAUAUUCUUUAUUAUUUAAUUAUUUUAAAAUAUUCUUAACCAAUUCAUAUAAAUAUAAAUGUUGUACAACACUACUACACUAGGUAAUAAUUUGACUGUAAAUUUUUAUAAUGUCUGUUAUACGUAAAACGUGCAUUAUGUAAACAUAUUUAGUAUAUGUAUACUAUAUUUUAGCAUAUUAUAAUAUAUGACAAGUAAUUUGUUUUGCCAAUGUAUUAUUUCAUAUAUUUAGAUAUGGAUGAAUUCACAAAAAAUUGGUUAAAUAACGUGGGGCUUAAACAUUUGGUCAAUAAGUUUGAAGAAGAAGAAAUUAAUGAAACUAAUUUGUUGUUGCUGACGGAAUCAUUGUUAGUUAAUUUAAUUCCAAAAAUGGGUCAAAGGGCUUUGAUAAUAAAUGAGUUGGAAAAAUUAAAAAAAUCAAAUGAAGCUACCCAAUUUGAAAACAUAACGCCAAUAACAAUUGAAUCAUUGAUGAAUAUGGGUAUUGUUAUACAAGAAAAAGAUUUAAUAUACACUCCAGAUCCUUUGAAGACAGUUGUAAUAGACGAUACUACAAACAAAUCGGAUAUAUUAAAACCAAGUAUUUUUGAUGUGUCAGAUGCUGAAGGUUCUGCAGAUAGUGAGCAACCCAUAGAUGGAAAUUCUAUUAUAGACAAUUUCAUUAAAACAAUAUUGGAACAAUACCAAGAUGGUCUCUUUAUCCUCCAACAUUAUGUUUCAAAUAGAUGUUUAAAUUCUAAAAUGAGAAAUAGACUUUGUGGAGUGUUAAUUAAGCAUGAAUUAUUCAAAUCUGAAGGGACAAAUAGAAUUGAUUCGCUACAAUUUUCAAAAAUUGCAAAAGGUAUAGAAGAAUUAUUCCCUUCAGAAACCCAACACGUUUAUUUUAUUCCUUAUUACAAAGAAGGAAAUAAAGUUAGCCCUAAUAGAGGGAAACUUUAUGAUAAGUAUUGCAAUAUAAAAAAGAAAUAAGAAAAAUCAGAACACAAAAUAUUAAACCUUGUGAUAAUGAAGUUUUCUCAAACGUAGAAGAUAUUUUAGAUUCACUUGUAUGGUU
Molecule: messenger RNA, 2420 nt
Organism: Myzus persicae (green peach aphid)
Lineage: Eukaryota; Metazoa; Arthropoda; Insecta; Hemiptera; Aphididae
Exons: 8
Coding region: 1577-2335 (252 amino acids)
Molecular function (GO): protein binding
Source: RefSeq, a predicted model, not a curated record